AUGAAUCCCAACAAUAACCCUCUUAACACCCAAAAUUCUACUAAUUAUCUUUUCAAUUAUCCAAAUCCCAACUAUAUAUUUCAAAAUCAAUCUUCCAACCAACAAGGUCCCCAAAAUAUAUCAAAUUUCAUAAUGUCGUCAUCUAAUCCAAAUUAUCGUCCAUAUUAUAGAUCUAUGAUGUCAUAUUCAUCUCAAGCACCACAUUAUUAUUCUUCUACUCCAAUGGGAAAUGAAAAUGUUCCUAAUGUUGGACUUGAUGAAUUUCUUGAUUUUUCUACACAAACGGCUCUUGGUGGCAUAAGCGGUGGUCAUGGAGUCACUCCAAAUGCAGAAGAUUCAACUCAUGUUCGUCGGAAAAGCCCCAAAUGGACCACUGAUCAAAAUUUGAUUCUAAUUAGUGGGUGGAUUAAAUAUGAAACAGACAAUGUUGUUGGGAGAAACCAAAAAAGUGAUUCAUAUUGGGGUAAAAUUGCUUAUUACUGUAAUGAGCAUUGCUCAUUUGAUCCUCCCCGUGACGGAGCUGCAUGUAGAAAUCAUUACAACUACAUAAACAAAAUACUUAAUAAAUGGACAGGCGCUUAUGACAACGCUAAGUGUAUGCAAAAAAACGGGUGGUUGGAGAAUGAUGUAUUGGCAAAAGCGCAUGAAUUAUAUUCAAGUGCCUUGAAAUCAGUCAAUGAAGAGUGGAAUGAAUUCAAACAAUUUAAGGAGAAAAAGUUGGAACGAUUGGAUAAAAUAGCCAUGAGGCAAGAGGAAGUUAACCAAUUGUUGAAAGAAAGUACUGAGGCUAAGAAGAUGAAGAUGUUUAUGAAGUUAAGUUCAAAGGAACAUCUUGAUGACCGGAGCAAAGAGUUGCUGGAAAAGUUGGGUCGCGAUCUAUUUGGAAAUUAA
Vicia faba (fava bean) is the source of this 891-nucleotide messenger RNA. The record is from the annotation of a GenBank genome assembly. NCBI's taxonomy places the organism in Eukaryota, Viridiplantae, Streptophyta, Magnoliopsida, Fabales, Fabaceae.